Odobenus rosmarus divergens (Pacific walrus) is the source of this 321-nucleotide messenger RNA. Its product is annotated as HIG1 domain family member 2A-like. Bases 1 to 321 code for a protein of 106 amino acids. The transcript has a single exon. The record is from RefSeq and is a predicted model, not a curated record. Lineage: Eukaryota; Metazoa; Chordata; Mammalia; Carnivora; Odobenidae.
AUGGCGGCUCCUGGUCCUGUGACUCCCGGGGCACCCUUUGAACCAGCACAGCCCCCAGUCAUUGAGGGCUUUAGCCCCAGUAUCUACAGCACUCAAGAAAGCUUCAAAGAAAAAUUUCUUCGCAAGACCCGCGAGAACCCAAUGGUACCCAUAGGCUGCCUGGGCACGGCGGCCGCCCUAACCUACGGCCUCUACUGCUUCCAUCGGGGUCAGAGCCACCGCUCUCAGCUCAUGGUGUGCACCCAGAUCGCUGCUCCAGGCUUCACGGUCGCAGCCAUCUUGCUGGGUCUGGCUGCAUCUGCUAUGAAGUCUCGAUCCUGA